Messenger RNA from Balaenoptera acutorostrata (minke whale), 1143 nucleotides. It is a transcript of the gene GEMIN8, whose product is annotated as gem nuclear organelle associated protein 8. Gene Ontology annotation, biological process: spliceosomal snRNP assembly. The record is from RefSeq and is a predicted model, not a curated record. Lineage: Eukaryota; Metazoa; Chordata; Mammalia; Artiodactyla; Balaenopteridae. Gene Ontology annotation, cellular component: SMN complex. The coding region runs from base 393 to 1106 and encodes 237 amino acids. The transcript has 5 exons.
CACGUGACCCGCACCGGCCGCUCACGCCUAGUCGCCCCGGCAACAGCCUCUCCCACGCACCGCGUCUCCUGUUUCCCACCGGAAAUAGGUCCCUGCUCGCCCACCGCCCAGGAUUCGCAAGCUACGCGCCCUCGAGAUUCAUUUCCCAUAUAGGUUAUUACAGAGUAUUGCGUAGAGUUCCCUGUGCUAUACGACCACUAGCCCAGGUGUCGGUCCUGUCGUGGUGUGUCGCGUGACGAUCAGGCACCGUCCUGGGGAGACAGCAGCCUCUGAGGAGCCGCUCUGCGAACCGCAAAAUAGCUACGAAUAUCACAGCCCUGGACUGACCAGACGUCUGCACUGUGCUUGUUCUUUCCUAGUUUCGGCGCUCGUUUGGACCUUCACAAUCAGAGAUGGCAGCAGAGCCGGCAACAGCGCAAGCUCUGGAGUCUUGGUCCUCUCAUCCGGUCUACGCAAGAUACUGGCAACAUUACCAUCAAGCGAUGGCGUGGGUGCGCAGCCACCAGAAUGCCUAUAGGAAGGCCGUGAAAUCUUUCAGCACCUCCCCGUGGUACUUUUCUGCCAUGGGCCUUCCCCAGAGCGCUUAUGCUAAGAAGGGCAGAAGGCCUCAGUCCUGCUACAAGCGCCCCCCAGCCUCCCGGGACUCCCACCGCCGUCAUUCACGCGCUGGCGGGCGUGGACCACAUCCACGCGGCAGAGAACAGCCAGCUUGGUCCGCAGAGAAGGAGAAGGAGAAAGAGAGCGAGUCCGACGAUGGCGGCAUAGAAUGCGAUGUGAGCAACAUGGAGAUCACGGAGGAGCUACGCCAGUACUUCGCCCAGACCGAGAGGCACCAGGAGGAGCGCCGGCGACAGCAGCAGCUGGACGCGGCGCGCCUGGAAGACUACGUGAACGCGGACCACGACCUGUACCGCGACAGGCGCCGCCGCUCCGCGCUGCCCCCGGCUGAGCGGCCCGGCGAGCGGCGCCGGGUCGAGAUGCGGCACCUGUACGGGCCCAGCGCCGCCAAGAUCCAGGCCAUGGAGGCGGCCGUGCAGCUCAGCUUCGACAAGCACUGCGACCGCAAGCGUCCGAAGUACUGGCCAGUCAUACCGCUCAAGUUCUGAGCCGCGCCCCUUCCUCUCGCGCUCCCCCUCUCCCCCC